Molecule: messenger RNA, 1731 nt
Organism: Penicillium roqueforti
Lineage: Eukaryota; Fungi; Ascomycota; Eurotiomycetes; Eurotiales; Aspergillaceae
Product: MFS transporter
Exons: 3
Coding region: 1-1731 (576 amino acids)
Biological process (GO): transmembrane transport
Molecular function (GO): transmembrane transporter activity
Source: RefSeq, a predicted model, not a curated record
AUGUCUCAUCGGAGUCACAGCCCACAUGAUUCUAUCAGUAGUGGAAGUGAUGACCUCAGUACCAUCCCGACGAUUGAUGAUCGCCGUCUGUCGGAAGCUGGGCCCAUGCCCUCAGGAGGCCUCACUCAUCGCCAAAGCAAUCCCAACGAAGUCGAGCUAGAGCGAAUCAAUACUUAUCGACUCCAACAACGCUCAACUGUUGGCUCCGGCAUAGGAAUCACACCGCGUGACCAGUGGCUCCCCCUCGGAGCUGGGAAGCCUCAUCCUCCAUCACUCCCAGACCCGGAACAAUACGUCGUCGAAUUCAACGAUGCAGACGAUCCUAUGCACCCCCAGAACUGGUCCCUCGCAAGCAAAAUCGGUAUAUCAGUGACCCUAGCAUAUACAACAUUCGUUUCGUCUUUCGCCAGUGCCAUCUUCUCCUCCACGGUCGGACAUGUCAGUGCUCACUUUCACAUCAGCACGGAAGUCGCUGUGCUCGGUGUGACGCUAUACGUUCUGGGAUUUGCUUCGGGCCCAACGGUAUGGGCACCGGCAAGUGAGCUCAUCGGGAGACGAUGGCCGAUCUGCGUUGGUAUGUUCGGGUACUCCAUUUUCUCCAUUGCGGCAGCGACCAGCAAGGACGUCCAGACUUUGAUGAUAUCGCGAUUCUUUGCUGGCUUUUUCUCUGCUAGCCCGAUCGCUAUUGUUCCGGCCGUGUACGCCGAUAUUUGGAAUAACCAGACGCGUGGUGUCGCUAUUGCUAUGUUCGCCAUGGCUGUGUUCGUGGGACCAUUCGCGUCUCCAUUCACUGGUGGCUUCAUCACCAUGUCUUAUCUGGGAUGGCGGUGGACGAUGUACAUCUCCUCCUUCAUGGGAUGGCUGGCCACUGGUCUUUGUCUUCUUUUCUUGAAAGAGACCUAUGCACCCGCUGUCCUUGUGGAGAAAGCCGUCAUCCUGCGACGGCAGACACACAAUUGGGGAAUCCGCGCGAGACAAGAAGAGAUCGAGCUCGAUUGGGGCGAUCUGAUCACGAACAAUUUCAGUCGGCCAUUCCGCAUGCUUUUCACCGAGCCAAUUGUUUUUCUGAUCUCUCUCUGGAUGAGCUUUGUAUAUGGCCUGAUGUACGCGCUUCUCGGUGCGUACCCCGUUGUAUUCCAAGGAAUCCACGGAAUGAAUCUCGGUGUUGGAAGUCUUCCAUUCAUCGGAUUGAUUAUUGGCGAGUUUCUAGCUGGGGCCUAUCUCCUUUAUGAUCAGAGGGCAUAUACCAAAAAGUUGGCUGCCAACAAUGACAUGCCCAUUCCGGAAUGGAGACUUCCUCCUGCCAUCCUUGGAGGUAUUUGCUUUUGUAUCGGGCUCUUCUGGUAUGGCUGGACUGGAUGGACAAAGUCAAUCCAUUGGAUGGCUCCCACAGCCAGCGGAAUCAUGACUGGAUUCGGCAUUUAUGUCAUCUUCCUGCAAUGCUUCAAUUACUUGAUUGACUCAUAUUUGACAUUUGCCGCAUCUGUCUUUGCUGCGAAUACUAUCAUUCGAUCGGCGGUGGGAGCUGCAUUCCCCCUGUUCUCGAAGCAGAUGUUCAUCAACUUGGGUGUGCAGUGGGCCGGCACACUUCUUGGGUGUCUGGCACUCAUCAUGAUCCCGAUUCCCUUGCUAUUCAUCAAAUAUGGACCUGCGUUGCGCAAGAGAUCUAAGUUCGCUCCAGUCUUCGAGCGUCCUCUUCCAUCAAGGUCGGAGAAAACAGAGUCUGUUUAG